Molecule: messenger RNA, 589 nt
Organism: Paramuricea clavata
Lineage: Eukaryota; Metazoa; Cnidaria; Anthozoa; Malacalcyonacea; Plexauridae
Source: the annotation of a GenBank genome assembly
AUGUGCUUCAAUACUUUUAUCCAACAUAUCAAAGCUGAAAAGUACCGUCAGUUUGGCUUCUCCUUCAAGCUAUUAAAUCCUAUCCACUGGUUCCAAUUCGCUGAUGACGCAGCCGUAAUCACUGGCCAAGAAUCUGAAAACCAGCACCUUCUAAAUCGUUUUUCCAUCUGGUGCCAAUGGUCCAAUAUGAUUAUCAGAGUCGAUAAAUGUAGUACCUUUGGCAUCAAGAAAGCCAUCACAAAAUCAGUCCAAUAUUUGCCGAAACUCAUCAUCAGCAAUAAUCUGAUACCAACAGUAAAGAUUGGAGAAGCAUUUCAAUAUUUAGGAUGUUACUUUGAUUUUAACAUGUCGAACGAUAACCAUAAGACUGAACUAACCACUCUCGUUAACGAACUAAUGACUGAUAUUGACUCGAAGCCACUCCACCCAAGAAAUAAGCUUCUCGUAUACAGUCGUUAUGUCUUAUCCAAAAUAUCGUGGCAUUUCACCAUCGCAACACUUUCGAAAACAUGGGUUAUUGAAAAUAUUGAUCCCGUAGUCAACCAGUACAUCCGUAAAUGGCUUGAAAUUCCAAUUUCAGGAACACUAA